AUGACUCUGUUAGUGAGCGACUUUUCCUGGAUAGCAACAGCUCAUCAGGUCUUGAAAGGCCUGGCCCCUCCUGGGGAUGCCGUGUCAAGGGGUGGGCCUGUACCUGUUCCCGCUGGGCUGCAGUGCAGUGACGGUUCACUGUUGUUGCAGGGGCGUGUGGUGGAAAACAUCUCCAAGCGCUGUGGGGGUUUCCUGAGGAAGCUGAGUCUGAGGGGCUGCCUGGGGGUCGGGGACAGCGCGCUGAGGACCUUCGCCCAAAACUGCCGAAACAUUGAAGUGCUCAAUCUGAAUGGCUGCACCAAGAUCACAGACGCCACCAGCACCAGCCUCAGUAAAUUCUGCCCCAAGCUGAAGCACUUGGACCUGGCCUCCUGCACUUCCAUCACUAACCUGUCUCUCAAGGCACUCAGUGAAGGGUGCCCCCUGCUGGAGCAGCUCAACAUCUCCUGGUGUGAUCAGGUGACCAAGGAUGGGAUCCAGGCAUUGGUGUGCUGCUGCCCAGGACUCAAGGGGCUUUUUCUUAAGGGCUGCACCCAGCUGGAAGACGAGGCGCUGAAGUACAUAGGCGCCCACUGCCCAGAACUGGUCACGCUAAACCUGCAGACCUGCUCGCAGAUCACGGACGAGGGGCUGAUCACCAUCUGCCGCGGCUGCCACCGCCUGCAGUCGCUGUGUGUGUCCGGCUGCACCAACAUCACCGACGCCAUCCUCAACGCCCUGGGACAGAACUGCCCCCGGCUCAGAAUCCUGGAGGUGGCUCGCUGCUCCCAGCUCACAGACGUCGGUUUCACCACGCUGGCUCGGAACUGCCACGAGCUGGAGAAGAUGGACCUGGAGGAGUGUGUGCAGAUCACGGACAGUACCCUCAUCCAGCUGUCCAUUCACUGCCCGCAGCUGCAGGUCUUGAGCCUGUCUCACUGCGAGCUGAUCACGGACGACGGGAUCCGUCACCUGGGCAGUGGCCCCUGCGCCCACGACCGCCUGGAGGUCAUCGAGCUGGACAACUGCCCCCUGAUCACCGACGCCUCCCUGGAGCACCUGAAGACCUGCCACUCCCUAGAUCGCAUCGAGCUGUACGACUGCCAGCAGAUCACCAGGGCUGGCAUCAAGAGACUCCGGACGCACCUCCCCAAUAUAAAAGUCCACGCCUACUUCGCCCCCGUCACCCCGCCCCCCUCGGUGGGGGGCAGUCGCCAGAGGUUCUGCCGCUGCUGCAUCCUGCUAUGAUGUCACAUGGGCCCUGCCCCUACAUGCGUCGCACAGACACCCGGAGAGCCCGUGUCGCUGUGCGAGUGUCCGCCCGCAGGCAUGUGGGCUUGCCCCCUGCCCCCUGCCCCCUGCUCCGUGUGCCGGGCGGGACGUCCCCUUCGGCUGCGCCGCCGGCUUUGUCUGGGAGCUGGAAGCAGCAACAGUAAGGACACCGGAGCACGAACGCGCAGAUCUGGAUCUGCCACAUUCCUCAUCCCCUCCUACAGCACGCCCCCUCUCGAGCGUCCAACAUUCCCCGCUUUUACUUGGAGCGAACGCAAGGCCCUUCCUCGUCCUGCAUUCCUUACUCCAGGGGCUUUCAUCCGGUGUGUUCCUUAUUGCUUAAUUGACUGCUUUAUUGAUCUGGUAAUUUGAUUAAUUAGAACUGCAAUACUGGUUUCGGCUCUUGGAUCUGCUGCAGGUUUCACAUCGACUGCCGAAGUGUUUUGUGUGCAUUUACAGUCUGCAACUCUUCAACAACUGAAAAAGAUGACAAUCCUCUAAUUAAGCUUGUUAGCACGUCAGUUAAGGGUUUAAGUGGUAGAGCUCAGCGGGGUCAAAACCCAGUAGACACUGGGGGUCUGACCUCACGCCCCUCACAUGCAUUAAGAGUGCAGAAGAUGAUGGUGUGGAAAUGUGGACAGUUCUUGUUUAGGGUGAUUUCUUGAAAGUGCUGUCUCGCAAGACUUGUUUCUUUACUGUUGAUCUCACCCCCACCCCCAGUCAAAACAAACUGUGGCUUCAACACCCCUGAAUUCUGAUCUUGAAGUACUUUAGCUCUCUACACAGGAUCAAAGACCCUCAUUCGCAGUGCCCUAAGAUCCAGGUCUCUUCUUCACCUUAAACUCUCUCAUUAGGGUCCCAGCUGCAAAAGCUACCCAAGUUUUCACUGCCCAGAAUAUAGAAAUAAUAACCCAUGGUUACAAAUAGAAUCAUCAGUGACAUUUAGCUGGCAUGCAACAGACCACAGGGCUCUCUGUGGGCUUUAAAUUAGUGACACCUGUCUGACAGUCUACUCAUAACUCCUGGUGGAGCUUUUUGGAUUUAAUUUUAAAGAAAAAGACAAUCGCGUUUAAAGAAUUUGCCCUUUCCUUGUGGAGAAACUUUCUGAAGUCCCACUGAAGAGCAGGAACAGGCUCUGGAUUUUCCAGGAAACUGGAAGGCAGAGAUCUGGGGCCUUGCCCUACCCUCUUAGUGAAUAGUAAAGAGGCCAGCAUUCUGAUUCCAAUGAGAGACCUUUGUCUCUGAACUCCUAAUUUUACAUGCAGGAACAACAGAACUGAACACAGGGCAGUGAGCGUAUUGAGAGGAACUCGUUCUCAUAGACUAGCAGCCCUCCCACCCAAAAAACAUCACAAUGGGGCAUUUGGGAUUAAUAAUGUACAAGCAGAAGUGCUGUAAAAGGCGGUAUAAGUGACCCCCUUCUUUGUUAGCCUGUCUUUUUGUCCUGUGAAAGGCUUAUACAUCCUGGACAGAUGUUUAAUUUUUCUCCCCAUAGUCUUUCAACCCAUGAACGAAGAUUGAUUUUUUUUUUUGUUCCCUCCUCCUGACACCCCGAAUGCCUCUUGGGUGGGAAAUGUGCUCGCUGAUCUUGGCAAAAACAGGGAAUCGUACAGGAAUACUUCCCAAGCCGCUAGGUUUUAGCCUGUUGCAUUGAAAUUGCCUCAUCUGCUAUGCUGAGGGAAGCACGCUGUCCUGCUGCCUCUGAACCAACCAGUGUCACCAGAGACUUCCGGCCCAUCACAAGCCUGUUGCACGCGCGCACACGCACAGCUUCUCUGCUCUCCAUCCCACAGCCUGACUCUCCAUAGGACUGAAGAAAUUCAUAUAUUUUUUUAUAAGGAGACAAAUGCAAUUUAAAGAGGAAAAAAAAUCUGAAGAUGCCAAACAUUGCAUGUUUCAAUUAUAGUUUUGUUUUCAUGUAAUUGUGUACAUAUGUACCAUAAAAGUACUGUAUAUACUGUAUCUCAUCUGUGAUAUACCGUGGGAGAUUCCAGAGCUCUGUUUUAGACUCGACUUGGCAGAAUCUGAAUUUCCAGCCUUGGGGAUUUAAUUCUGCUCAAACGAAAGAGAAAGCUUUCAGGUGGUAGAGGAAGCCUCCUGCUGCAGGUGUUGUGGAUAAGGAGAAGUUCUUGGGUCCGGUGACACUCAUCUGUUUCUCUAACAGGAUUAUUGUCUUCUGAGUGAGGUCUAAGUACUUUUUAGUUUUAGGAGAGUAAUUGUGUAGCAAACUGUUGCUCAACAGCUACACAGAUCUCCAAACAAUAAGUGGCUUCUUCUGAAGGUUUUGACUUUCUGCUCGUGGAGACAAACCAUGGUCUGUUGUUCUUCUUCAAAGCAGAGGAGGAGGAGGAAAUAGUGAGAGAAAUUUGCACUGGAAUUCUGACAGGGCAGGGCUGUCCAGAAGGACAAUCGGAUCCCCUCAGCCCCUUGGCUGUGUGUGCUGGAGGCCGGAGUAGGCGUUGUCAGACAUCAAAGCCCUCUUUCAAAGGAGGAGACUCAAGCUCAGGGGACUGUCGGGCCCACUGAGUUUGUCUGCACAUGAACACAGACUUCUGCUGGACUCUCCCGGCCUGCGGACUCCGGAAUGCGCUGGGACAGAAACAAAACGAACCCUCCAGUGAGAAAUCGAAACCUCAGUGAGCUUUCCCAUGCUGUAGGCCCUCCCCACCCCGAGGGCUCCGACGAGAGAAGGGCUGGAAGACGGGCUGUGUAAACUGACCGACCGUCCAGCGAGUGGGCAGGAGACCGGACUGGGGGAACGUGCUCCCGUGCAGGUCUCCCCACUUUCCGGUCCCCAUCGGGACAAACAAAAGAAAGGGGGACGAGACUCUUCCCUGUGUGGUUUCUGGAGCCCUGGACAGCACGAAGCUGGGAGGACUCCACAGGCCCUUGCUUUAGCCCUUGGAGCGUUGCCACUCAUUCAGCUUCCUGGGUCCCAGCCCUCCCCGUUCGCUCCUGGCUUUCUCCCGGAAUCCUCUCCGAUGGCCCUAGGGUGAAGCGACCUCUCCCAAAAUUGCUCCAGUGCAGAGAGAGUGCCGAGAUUUCCACCCGGCUGUGAAGCAGGGGAAGGUUAUCUGUCCCUGUGGGUUACUGACUGUAUCGAACACCACAGGCCGUGGUUUUUAGCACCUUCCUCUCUGUUGCUUCAUCUUUCUUUGUGAUUUUUUUUUCUGCCCUCUGUUUCACUAUCUCCUGUCGUGUGUUUUUUACGUGCAUCCCGAACAGCGGUCCCCACCUCUAUCGGCCAGUUGCGCACGUUGAUCCCGCACUAUAGAGGCUACGCUGCUGGGAAGUGGAGGCGAGAUGUUUGCUGCCAACUUUUCAGUUUCUUCCGUCUUACGAUUCCUGUCCUGUUAGGCCAUUCAGUUGGAGCCGGUGCACACAAUGAGAGAACUGGAUCCCCUUCUUGCAUAGGUGGCGUUUGUCCUGUUGUCACUUUGCUGAAUUAUGGACUCUUAUAAGAUGAGUUUGUGGUGCUUUCUUAAGGAAGGGUUUUAGCUUUAAAAAACACUGGCAAGAUAACUUCAGGAAGUUCUGCAGUGACCACCAUCUCAGCCAAGGUCUGAGUGAUGAGGUUUAAAAAAAGCUCAGGUCUCUGUUAAAAAGCAACAUUAUUCCAGGAGGGAAUUGCAACCAGGAAAGUAAUAAAAUGUACAUCGAGUAA
Messenger RNA from Lepisosteus oculatus (spotted gar), 4915 nucleotides. NCBI's taxonomy places the organism in Eukaryota, Metazoa, Chordata, Actinopteri, Semionotiformes, Lepisosteidae. The record is from RefSeq and is a predicted model, not a curated record.